Molecule: messenger RNA, 8352 nt
Organism: Boleophthalmus pectinirostris (great blue-spotted mudskipper)
Lineage: Eukaryota; Metazoa; Chordata; Actinopteri; Gobiiformes; Gobiidae
Gene: znf410
Product: zinc finger protein 410
Exons: 15
Coding region: 198-1526 (442 amino acids)
Biological process (GO): regulation of transcription by RNA polymerase II
Cellular component (GO): PcG protein complex; transcription regulator complex
Molecular function (GO): DNA-binding transcription factor activity, RNA polymerase II-specific; RNA polymerase II cis-regulatory region sequence-specific DNA binding
Source: RefSeq, a predicted model, not a curated record
GUUUCCGUAGUGCAUCAAAAUGAACGCUACCUGCCUGUGUUUUGGCACAUUUAUCGAGCUUUAAAAUGAUAUGAUUCACGUUAACGACACAGAAAGGUACAGGGACAUGAUGGCAGAAAGAUGACCCGCAGUGAAGCUAUGAAGAAGCUCCUGUCUCUGUAAUUGCAGUAGUGCUGACAGAUCACAAAGAGAGACCCAUGCUUUCUGAUGAACUUGACUCCAAACCAGAGCUGCUGGUGCAGUUUGUGCAGAGUGCGUCCAUCCCUCUGGUGCAGGGUCUGGAGGAGACCGGGGCUAAGUCCUGUGUCCCUCUGCUGCCCCCUGCUGUCAGCUCCCUGUGCAGUCCACUGCAGCUCUCAGAUGAGGGUCUGAGCCAUGGGCCGGGCAGUCCUCCCUCUCUCUCUGAGUUCAGGGCGGUUUCUGAGGACAGUUCUUUGGUUCCUGGACACCACCCCUCCUCCCACAGUCCCUCUCCCCUCCUCCAUGACCUUCAGCAGACUGAUAACAGCUCCUACGUCCUGCUUAACCUCGCCAAAGCCUCCUCAGAGUCCCUGAUCUUCGCCGAUGGUCCAGAUGACGAUGAGGAGGAUGGAAUUUCUUCGGGGGACUAUGGGGUGGAUGGAGCGCCGUGGUACCUGCGCGUUCAGGAGCUCGCCCACGACAGCCUCAUCGCCGCCACACGUGCUCAGAUCGCACGAGACGCCAGAGCCAAUCAGGAGGCCCGGGCUGUAACCACAGUGACCAACGGCGACCUGACGCACAGUUUAACCUCAGACGCUGCAGACAGGAGGAGGUGCGUCUCCCCUCGAUCUUCUCGGUCGGUCCCAAAGUCCGUCCUUCACUGUUCCUUCGAAGGCUGCUGUAGGACCUUCACAUGGCCAGCUCAUCUCAAAUACCAUCUCAAAACACACAGGAAUGAUCGUAUGUUCCGGUGUGUGGCUGAGGGCUGUGGGAAGAGCUUCUAUGUUCUUCAGAGGCUCCAGGUUCACAUGAGGACUCACAAUGGAGACAAACCCUUCAUCUGUAAAGAGAAAAACUGUGGCAAGAAGUUCACUACUGCGGGGAACUUGAAGAACCACAAACGCAUCCACACAGGAGAGAAGCCUUUUCUGUGCGAGGCAGACGGCUGUGGGCGCUCCUUUGCUGAGUAUUCGAGUCUCCGCAAACACAUGCUGGUUCAUUCAGGGGAGAAGCCUCAUCUGUGUGGGAUCUGCGGGAAGACAUUCUCUCAGUCCGGAAGCAGAAACGUUCACAUGAGGAAACGCCACGGAGAGGAAAGUGUCAGCCACGAACCACGAGACACAGGCGAGGCGCUGACACAGAGCAGUUUACUGGAGGUUGAUGGUGAAAACACAGACGGGAUGGUCUCCAUGACGACGGCCGUGGAACCAAUGAACCUUCACCACGCCAUGCUCAGGGCUCCAGGUUCAUCAGACUCCGUGGUGGUCCUCUCUCAGCCUCACGACCUUGUUUCCAUGACGACAGAUGCACAUUCGUACGACGAGGACGUGGUCACGCUACUUUAGCUUACAAAAAAAAUAACAAAAACACAAACUGCACAAAUGUAGAUACAUGUAAUUAGUAGUACAAUAAUAAUGCUUUUAUUUUGUCAAGUACAAAUAGUUUUUACAAAUAGCCAUUUCCUUCCAAAGAAAUCCAACACGGGUUAAAAAGUCUCUAUAAAUAUAAGAACCAUGCAUCGUUUUGUGCUUCACUGUUGUAACCGAAGAGGUAAGACUGAAUUAUGUGCCAUGUCGGCCAUCUUGUCAUCAUUAAAGGUGCACUGUGCAACUUUUCUGGUGGAGGGUCCUACAUCUGCUCGUCUCCAUGGAAAUGUUUUUGCUUUGCCUAGAAUAUUCCAUGGUGUGACUUUAAACAUAUCCAUCUAGUGUUUAUUCAUUACAGAUGUUUCUAUUGUUCAAAAAUACAAUAAUUCCUUCUGUGAAUAGGGACAACACUCCACAGAUCUGAACUGCUGUAACCUGUUUGUCUUCCUCGUGAUAGAUACGGGUUCAGUCUAUAUUGUGGAACAUUCUAGAUAAAGCAGUAACAUUUCCAUGGAGACAUCAAAUGGCAGACCCUCCACCAGAAAAGUUACACAGUGCACCUUUAAAACGCUUGUUACUACAAAAAAUGAAAAUGUACAUUGGUUAAAAUUACUAAUUCAAAAAAAGGCGAUGUACCUGAUUUCUUCCCAAGUAUUGAGCAAAAUUUGUCUUGCACCAGUAUAGAUAUAUUGUAUAAGCAGCUCUUGGAGUCAGAAUAAGUCUUCUGUGCGGCAUCUGCAUUAUAAAACGUUGUAUUGUCAGAUAAUCAGGAAGUGCGUGGUUAGCAUUACCUAGGCCUGUCACGAUAAUAACCAUAUUGAUUUAUCGUUCAAUGUAUGAUCACUGGAACAAUAUAUUUUGGGGCUCAAUAUUUAUCGUGUGUACCAUUUCUUUGCAGAAGUUGGGAAGCUUUUUGUUAUUUUUUUUGUAAUAGGGUGAGAUUUAAACUGGAGAGAGUAGAAUACAUAACUUCUGUGACUAAUUAUUUGUUCAUUCUGCUGUUAAUUUGUUGCAGCUCAGACCUUUUAAUGAUACAGACUAUUUAAAAAUGUUUUACUGGGAUCAUCUUGCUUUGUUUUUGUGUCCGUGGCAUAAAGUAGUUUCAGUAUUAUCAUUUUCUGUUAUAAUCUAAUAUAUCGUGCUUCAACAUGUGUUAUCGUGACAAGCCUAGCAUUACCGUGACUCAGUUCUGGUCUCUCAGAGUUGUGAAAAGCACUUAUAAACUCGUCAUGGUGAAUAAUUAGGAUGCUCAGAAUGCAUAAGGUAAUUGAGGAGUAACUUUGGACCACUGCAAACUGUUUAAAAUGAACUAGUUCCGUUUUUAAGAUGGGAAAAAUCUGGUACAACUGAUUGAAUUUGAGUUUUGGUCAAUGAAGAGUUAGUUUGAAUGUUUAAAUAAUGAAUCCUAUGAAGCUUAGAAUUUCCACAGCCAAAUAUAUUUUAGUCUAAAUUACCAAGUUAAUAAUUCCCUUUAAUUCAGUAUAGUAUUACCUUAAAACCAGUUUCCUCAGAUAUUAACCAGUGUAGAUUUUCAUUUUUGUCAUGUGCAAUUUUCAGCUAAAAUGUAACAGACCAGAGUACAGCACCAGAAAGACCGCAGUUAUAAAAUCACAAAUAUAAUGUAACAGUGUCUGGUGAGAAUAAAAAACAUUACAUUAUUAUUAGAGGUGGACGAUUCAUAGUCUUAGCCAGAGAAUUUUUAAACUAUAGUUUUUAAAAGAACAAAAAUAACAAUUGUCAAGAAUAAGAACGGUUUAAAAAAAAAAAAACUCUUCAAAAACGGUUGAGAACAUAAACUUACUGUACGAUCUUCUAAAUAUGCACAUCGAGUUGUUAAGUGCGAUGUCACUUCUGGGUCCAUCAGAUGAUUCAGAAAAAUUUAAAUGUAUAAAAUAAAGAUGAAAUUGUAAACAAUUUGUGGUUAAAUGUACACUUUAGAAAGGUAGCUGUCUCUUGUUUGAAUAUGGAACAAAAACAAAGCUUGAAAUCAGCUGUGAAGUUUCUGGCCAGACCCGGAAGUGACGUCAAAUCUCGAGAGUGAUAUUUCAUGGUCAUCUCAUGUUCCUGUUAUGGUUCAUUCUUGGCUUCAUUCAUGUUUAGUGCGAUAACUGAACUUUUACAGGGACAUUUUAGCAGCACAUUCCUGAUGAACUGCAAAAAUCUGCAUCUUACUAAUGUUUAAUUAUCAAGACUUAAAGAGAGAAUUUUGUAACUUUUCACACCAAGUACCUAUUUGACCUCUUGACUCGAAUAUCACCAGAUCUAACCAGAUUUAAAGUUGCACUAGGUAACUUUUUUUGCUGGACUGUCUGCCACUUGCUAGUCACCAUGGAGAUAUUAUUGCUUAGCCUGAUGUUCCACUCUAUGACAUUAAACUCUCCACAGAUCUGACCUGAAUGUUAACUUCAACUUAUCUAUAUUGAAUUAUCUUGUUGAUAUAGAUGUAUAAGCCAUACUGAAUGCCAUAUUUAUUUCAUGCAAUGCAAUAAAAUCUCCAAGGAAAAAAGCAAGAGGCAGUCCCUCCACCAAAAAAGUUCCAUAGUCCAUUUAAAUUAGACUAAGUAGGGUAAAAUAGUUCUAAACAAAGGCUAACCCAAAGGAGGAAAAAUAUGCAUAAAAUAAAAAUUCUAAAUAAAUUAAAUAAAAGAACUAGAGAGAACUCCAUGUACUACAGACUGAGAACCACGUAUUUAGUCAUUAUUGCCUUCCCCGUGUGGAUAUUUAGUGUACAUUACUUGAUUCUGUUCACUGUUGAGCCUCAGACACAGGUUUCAGGGUUUGGGAGGGUCUCUUUUUGUCAGUGGAGCUUCUUCAUGUUGUGGAGAUGAUCCAAAAUGGCGCCCAAAGCCCAACUUGCCUCCACGUUUCUCACUUUCUUGGUCAACUGUGGCCACAAACAGACACCAAAUCACUUAAAUGCCUUUUGUAUUUAUUGAAAUAAAAAUAUAACAUACUAAAGAAUGAAAUGUCUUGUAUUGGAGAUUUAUAGAUUUAGAUAUAGGUAGUAGUUUUACCUUACCUGGAAUGUUCCACAGUAUGGCAUUAAUGUUUUAUGUUGCAGCAUAUCGCCUAUUCCAAUUGAACCUCUCAUCUCCAUGGAGACAGCAGGCGACACAAUCAGGCCAAGUUAUAUGUAUGGUCACCAUGCUCACAGAAAUGUCUUUUUUUUUUUUCUUUUGCAAUACAGCAACCAUCUAAUUGAAUGGAUAGUUAGUUUAAUGCUGUACUGGGGAACAUUCAAAGCAACAAUAUCACCUUGGAGACAAACAGGACCACUCUCCAUUGGAAAAGAACAUCUUGAUUCACUUUUAAAUUUGAACAUCUAUUGUAAAGCUUUAAAUGAAUAGCAGGUAGUCAGUUUAGUGACCACACCAUCCUAACAGAAAAGUUAAAGGUGCACUUAGCUUGCCGACUCUCUUCAGAAAAGUUGCAGUCUCUAUGGAGAUGUUAAUACCUUUGUUUAUUGCCAUAUUAUGGACAACUUAUAAACUAAUAUAUCUUGCAUUUAUUGAUCUACAGGUGUUAUUUGUUACUCAAAAAUAUCUUAAAAAACAUCCAUUCUUGCGCCUCUUCACAGACCUGUGAAGUUUGUGGAAUAUUCUAAGUACAUCUCCGUGGAGACAAGCAGGAGACAGACCCUCCACCAGAAAAGUUCACAGUGCAGCUUUAAGUGUGUAGACGUCUCACCUGCAGCGCUGUGGUCUCCUUGAAGCCGAAGCCGUCUUUGAGCAGAGCGGUGAUGUAGGUCAGGUCCAUACAGAGGAAAGGACCACUUGGAGGGGACGAGCUCAUCUUAUUACAGACUGCAGACAGAAAUGAGGCCAUUAAGAAACAUUGUUUUCAUUUCAUUCGUUUAUUUCCACAUUUGUAAACAGACAAUCAGACAUUUAAAUAAUUACUGUGAUGUUGUUAAUACAACAGUAAUAUUAUAAUGUUGUUACCUCAUCAAAAUCUGCCUGUGUUUUGUUUGAUCCAGACAUGUUUGCAUAACCCUUUAUUAUGUCUACAUCUCCAAAGCUCAAAAUACUCACCAUGUCAUGUAGUGAUUUAAAUCAGCAGCUACUUUUCAUCUUUUGUUCAUUAGAGAGCGGCAAUUCCAGGGCUAAAAUUGUCCAAAUGAUUCUAGUGAAGUUAUAUGGAGUAUAAAAACAUAGUGGAGCAUUUCCUGUAUAAUCACACAUCAUAAGAUGGAACAGUGUUGUGUCUUAAACAUGUGUGACUGAAACAAAACAACUCCUAUGUGCAAAAGGUACAAUGUUUACCUUAAUGAUCAAUAACGUUUGUCUAAGUCUAGGUUAACACCCAGUUAACAUGAAUCUUUACUCAUCUGAGUAACUUUUUAAAUAAAAUUGUAGAUUUUAGUUAUACUUUUAUCCCUACCAUUUCUAGGUAUUGAAGUCUAUUGUGUGAAGAUAGAUUUUGGGCAUUAUUUAAUGUUUUGUCCUUCAAAUAACUUAAAAUUUUAAAUCAGAUGUUUCGUCCAGUCAGACAGUUACUCUUACUUGAGUAGUUUCCCCAAGAGAGACCAAUCUAUGCUUGAGUAAUCAUCUAAACUGCUCAAACAGAGAUAAAAAUUCAACUUCAACUUCUUUUAACGCAUUAUAUAUUCCUUUAGCGGUGAGUUUGAGUUUGCAUUCAGCUCAGUGUUGUUCCAGUGGAAGAUUGACUGCUGCCUCCUGUUUGAAACACUUCCUGAAUCUUAAUAGAACUGGACUGAAUAAACUCUGCCCUGUGAGCACAGCCCUUGAACACUGCAAAAAACUCUGCUAACAUGGGUUAAAAUGAUCAGACUAAACCAAAACUACCUAGACUAGAUCAAGACCAAGCCCAGUCCACAUCACGACUAAAAUGGGGUAAAUGUAUCUUUUUAUUUUAGGUAUUUUAUUUAUUAUUCAUUAGUGAUGGGACAAGAUGCAUGAAUGAGAUUGUGCACACGUGCUGAAUAUGCUCUUGUGUGAUUUUUUCCCCCCAUAUUUUUACGUUUGGUUUGGAUACAAAGUUAAGUACUGGCAAGAUACAUUUUUGGAGAAGCUGUAGUAACAGAAAGCAGUGCUACAGCAAAAAUUGAAUAAAAUAUGAUAGAUAAUGUCAAAAUCUCAUCUUGUCUCGUUCUUGUAGAUCCAAUCUCGUGUCUCGUCCUGUGGAAAUUGUAUCUUGUCCCACACCUAUUUAUUAAUUUAUUAGAGCCCAUUAAACAACAUUUACAUUUAAACAAUUUAGAAUAUUUUGGGAAAAAUAAUUAAAUAAUUGGUUAAGGGUUCUCGUAAGUUGUUAUCGUGACAGGCCUACUUCUCUAUCUGAAAUUAUAACAUUAUCAAUCUAUUCCAGUAGUUUGCACAGUCCUACAUGUCAACAUCUGCAGGAGGGAAAAACAUUCAAACUCACUCUCUUUUGCUUUUCUCUUGAAAUCUCUGACCUCCAGUCUUCCUCCUUGGUCUCCAUCUGUAACAGCAUUAGAAAAACAGGUCAUUUAAAUACCACCUACACGCCUUCAUUACAACAGGGCACCCUAAUAUUAGCAUAGCCGACCUUUAAGCCUACUGUGGCAGACGGUUCUGUAAAACACCUAUAGCUCAUCAAAACCACACAUAACAGCCAUGAGUCAUGGGCAGUGUUGAGUCACAAAAAAACAUCCUGCUGGCACAAUUAUGAAAAUGUAUACACUGUAAAAAUAUACUCUGUAAAAUGGAUUGAAUUCAGAAUUUUGCUUUGACUUGCUUAAAUCAUUUCUCAAAUCAAUUUCUCAAGUCAACUUUUUUUGAGAUGCAAACACAGAUGCUUAGAUGUUUAGACUUGAGCAUAUAACACUGUAUAUUAAAGGCACUGUACCCGAUUUUUGCUCUUGAAAUGUGAAAAACUAGUUAAUUUUAAAACUGCAGUGGUCCAAAGUUAUUCCCAACUUACCUUAUGCAUUUUGAGCAUCUUAAUUAAUCACUGAAGACUUUACAAGUCAUUUUCACAAGAGGGGAAUUAUGUCUUCAUGCCAAUGUGCACUUUGUGAUUAUCGCACAAUAAAGCACUUUAUAGUUAUAUGGAGACAGUACCUUUAUCUGCUUACGAGCUGCUUCUACAAUAUAUCUGUAUUUUGUACCAGUUUGUAUAAGUAAAAGUUGAAACAUGAGACUUUCUGGGCCAACUAUUGCAAGUAUAGAGUCUUAUUACAUCAAUUCAUAUGUCCAAUCAACAUUAGGAUCCAAUAUCAGCUGAACCAUAUCAUUGACAGAUGCAUCCCUAAUCUAAAUUACUCAAAUCUACUCAAAACUUAAUUCAUAUUCUGAUUCAAGUCAUUUUAUCUCAGGUAGACCAUUAUUUUGUUGUAGAGAAAGGCACUAACCAAUGAGUCCUGCAUCUACUGCUCUGUCAAAGUAAUAGGAGAAGGCGAAGAAGAGGCUGGAUUCCUGGAGCUCGUGGGGCUGGUGUAUGACCCCCUUCACAACCUUCUGCACCUCCAGGUCAGACCACCAAAGCUCCACUCAUCUUUGAACUUCUUUGGCAAACAGGAACUUUUAAAAACUUGCCACUCCAACCCUAGAAGAACAUAUCAUGAGACUCCUAAUUUUUUAUGGAGCAGACUCAGUACCUUUUGCCCUCAGAGCUCCCAACGCUGCCAGCCUCGCCGCCAUCAGCCCGUUUCCAAGCUGAUGCGGCUGUGGUUGGCCGGUCUGCUGAGGCUGGGCAGGAGGCUGCUGAUGCCGUGGGUUAGAUCCAGGAGAGAGGACCCAGCCUGAGCUCCACUGUGCCCAGGGAGAGAGCAGAGGAGCAGGGGCAGGAGCACCACCGUGACUGCCUCCAUCUUCACACCUCU